AUGACCACAUUCCUAAUUCUUGUUCUGGCGUCAACAUUCUAUUCCACUCUCUCCUUCAAGCCGCUCACCAAGGAAGAACAGGUCGAGAACUACAACAAAAUGAACGACGACGUGGAGCCGUUCCGGCGAAACUUGACAGAGUGCGCGCGGCAAGUCAAAGCGUCCAUGGUGGACGUCGAAAACUUCCUGAAGAGAAUCCCCCAAUCUUCGCUGCAGGGUAAGUGCUUCGUUGCGUGCAUUCUGAAGAGAAACUCCAUCAUCGUCAAGAAUAAGAUACACAAGGAGAACCUUCUGGAAGCGAAUAGAGCGGUUUAUGGUGAGGACAGUGAAGUUAUGUCCAGGUUGCAGUCAGCUAUAACGGAAUGCGGUGACGUGGUGGAAGGCAUUUUCGAAAUAUGCGAAUAUGCAUCCGUGUUCAACGACUGCAUGCAUAUGCGGAUGGAGCAUAUCCUAGACAAGGUCACUAUGGAGAGACGAAUGGAGGCAUUGGGGCAGAUGACGUCGAACCCAGACAUCUGGACGGAGGAGGACGAUGAAAUCUUAAAGCUGGUUAAGGAUGAACUUUAA
Molecule: messenger RNA, 567 nt
Organism: Leptosia nina
Lineage: Eukaryota; Metazoa; Arthropoda; Insecta; Lepidoptera; Pieridae
Source: the annotation of a GenBank genome assembly